UUAUUCAACCUAUUAGUCUUUUUCUUGUCUUGUUCAUCUUUUUUCUAGCAUCUCUCUGAUCCUUUACUAGCUUCAACUGACCCACAAGACCAACAUACCCCAACAUUUAGUUAGACCAAAUUAUUAUAUUUUAACAUGUUAGUAGAAGAAGACUAAAAUCAAGGUCCAAGCCAAGGUUUUAUAAGAACCUAGUUUUAGACACAAAAAACAAGUCCUUAUUUUAACACAUUUUGUCUUGUGAAGAAAAAUGGUCCAAGUUGAGAAGAAGCAAGAUUAUGAUAUGGAAGAGAAAAUAGAUUAUGUGUUUAAGGUGGUUGUAAUUGGUGACUCAGCAGUUGGAAAAACUCAAAUACUUUCAAGAUUUUCAAAGAAUGAGUUUUGCUUUGACUCAAAGUCAACCAUUGGAGUUGAAUUUCAAACUAGGACUGUCACUAUUAAUGGAAAAGUAAUCAAAGCUCAGAUCUGGGAUACUGCUGGCCAAGAAAGGUACAGAGCAGUAACAAGUGCAUACUACAGAGGUGCAUUAGGUGCAAUGCUAGUAUAUGACAUAACAAAAAGACAAUCAUUUGAUCAUGUUGCUAAAUGGGUUGAAGAACUAAGAGCACAUGCAGAUACUUCCAUUGUCAUCAUGCUAGUUGGUAACAAAGGUGACCUUGUUGAUUUGAGAAUGGUUCCUACUGAAGAUGCUGUUGAAUUUGCAGAAGACCAAGGUUUAUUCUUUUCAGAGACUUCAGCUCUUACUGGUGAGAAUGUGGAGGGUGCAUUUAUCAAAUUGUUAGAAGAGAUUAAUAGUGUAGUUUCUAAAAAGGCAUUGGAAUGUGGUAAUGGUUACUAUGAUGCUGAUAAACUUAAAGGUUCAAAUAUUGAUGUGAUUUUAGGUGGUGAAUUGGAAAUUAGUGAGAUGAAGAAGUUGUCUUCAUGUUCUUGUUGAUGUUGUAUUGAGAUUAAGUUGCAAGUGUUUGAUUUUGAAAUUUGGAAAAGAAAGGGGUGUGAAAAGUAUAUAUGUUGUUUAUGUGCUUAAUGAUUGGUGAGGCCUAAUUGAUUUCAUUUGGUCUUGCUUUCAAUUCUAAAACUAAGUGGCCGGUA
Trifolium pratense (red clover) is the source of this 1086-nucleotide messenger RNA. RefSeq names its product ras-related protein RABA3-like. The record is from RefSeq and is a predicted model, not a curated record. Gene Ontology annotation, cellular component: endosome. The transcript has 2 exons. Lineage: Eukaryota; Viridiplantae; Streptophyta; Magnoliopsida; Fabales; Fabaceae. Bases 248 to 931 code for a protein of 227 amino acids. Gene Ontology annotation, molecular function: GTPase activity; GTP binding.